CAGGCAGCUUUAUAUGGUGGGUUUGUGUUCCUUGCUGUCAGGUUCUCCAGAGAUGGAAACAAGGAGGUUAGAGGGGAAAUGGGAGAAUGAAGAGCCGGACACUGAGGAUCCUCUGGACACAAUAAAGAGGGAAAUGGAUCCCGUUCCUGGGGCCGGUUCCCCAGAGGCACAAGCAGAAAUGUUACAGAUAAAGACAGAGAAAGAAGAACUGGACUGUGGAGAUGAUCAGAACCCAAAGGAAAGCUCAGCAGUUCCACUUACUGAUGGGGCUUCCCCAUUGGCUGAAUCAGAAAUAUUACAGAUAAAGAUAAAGGAGGAAGAACUGGAAUCUGAAGAUCAUGUGACCCCAAUGGAAGCUGAUGGGGAGAGCUGCUGGGCGGAUGAAGAGAAUAUACACAGAAACUGGUUAAACCACUGGGGGCCAAAAGACCCACAAUCUGGGGAUUCCUGCACUUUGGGACCAGCCAAUGAGCUGUCAGAUGUCUCUGGAGAAUUAACUGGGCCUGCGAGGCACACGCCCAGCUCCAGAUAUGGAUUUAGUUCUACAACAUCAGGAUUUAUCUGCCAUAAAUGUGGCAAAUGUGUUUCUCGGAGGCAAGAGCUUGACACCCACCCUUGUGCCUGCGCUGGGACGUACAGUGGUACUGAGUAUCACAGAGAACAUGCCACGCCCACUUGCACUCAGCUGGGAUUUAACCCUGAUGUGCUGCACAGUCUUCACAUUCCUCAGCAGGUGCACACGGGGGAGAAACCAUUCACCUGCACCGAGUGUGGGAAACGAUUCUGUCACAAGAGCUCCCUUAUGGCACAUGAGAGGGUUCACACGGGAGAGAAACCGUUCACGUGUGCACAAUGUGGGAGGAGUUUCACUAUUAAGAACAGACUCACCAAACACCAGAAAAUGCACUCGGGGGAGAAACCAUUCACUUGUACAGAAUGCGGGAAAAAAUUCUCCAUAAAAGAGGAACUGCAGAAACACAUGCGGAUGCACACGGGGGAGAAACCUUUCGCUUGUACAGAGUGUGGGAAAUGUUUCCCUUUAAAAAACAGGCUGACCACACACCAGAGGAUUCACACCGGGGAGAAACCAUUCACCUGCACACAAUGUGGGAUAAGUUUCUCUUUAAAGAGUCGGCUUAACAUACACCGGCGAAUCCACACAGGAGAGAAACCCUUCAAGUGCACAGAAUGUGGCAAGAGCUUCUCUAUGAAGAACAAACUGCAGAAACACGUGAGGAUGCACACGGGGGAGAAACCGUUCACAUGUACGGAAUGUGGGAGGAGUUUCUCUUUAAAGAACAGGCUCAUUGCUCAUCAGAGGAUCCACACAGGAGAAAAACCCUAUAAAUGCAAAGAAUGCGGGAAAAGUUUCUCUUUAAAAAAGGGUCUUCAGAAACACCUGCGAAUGCACACUGGGGAGAAACCCUACGCAUGCACAGAAUGCGGCCGAUGUUUCUCUUUGAACUGCAGCCUCCGCAGGCACCAGAGGAUCCACACCGGGGAGAAACCCUUUCAGUGCAAAGACUGCGGGAAGAGUUUCUCCAUAAAGAACGACCUUCAGAAACACGUGAGAAUUCACACGGGGGAGAAACCUUUCACUUGCACUCAGUGCGGCAAAUGCUUCUCUCUAAAGAGCAACCUUCAGAGUCACAGUAAAACCCACACGGGGGUAAAACCAUUCGCCUGCCCUGAAUGUGGCAAGUGCUUCUCUCACAAGUGCAGUCUGCGCAAACACCAGAAGAGUCACAGCGACCCCAAACCUCUGAUAGAGAAGCCCUUCCAAUGCAGCGAGUGCGGCAAGGGCUUCUCCUACAAGUUCACCCUUCGGAAACACCAGAAAAUUCACGUAACGCUGUCAGCUUCCACAGAGGAGGAAAUAAUUCAGGUCCAGAUAAAGGAAGAACCAGAAUCAGAGGACGAGAGUCUAGAGGAAAACUGUUGUUGGGAGAGUGAGAGCCAUUCAGUUAACUCUAAAGUGUCCAGUUUCAUGUGCAGAAGAUGCAGCAAAUGCUUCGCUGCUAAAUCCUCCCUUCACAAACACAACAGAAUCCAAACGGGGGAGAAACCAUACACCUGCACAGAAUGUGGCAAAAGCUUCUCGCGUCUGAGCUUCUUCCGUAUUCACAACAGGAUCCACACUGGAGAGAAACCAUUCACCUGCACUGAGUGCGGCAAGCGUUUCACCAACGGCACCAGUCUCUGUAACCACCAGAGAACUCACACGGGAGAGAAACCAUUCACCUGCGAGGAAUGCGGAUCUUUAUUUGCUGAAAGGAGCGCCCUGCGCUGGCACCAGAUCAUUCACAGCGAUGAGAAGCCGUUUGUAUGUACAGAAUGUGGGAGCCGCUUCUCUUUGAGGGACUCGCUUCUCAGGCACCAGAGAAUUCACAGAGGAGAGAAACCAUUCACCUGCAGAGAAUCCUGCUCCUGUGUCCCUGACAUUCCCAUCCCCUGUACUCACAUCUCCAGCCUCAUCUACUGGGACAGACCUUCUGAUGGAUCUCACGCACUUCUGAUACACAGUGAGUGUGGGGCCCUCCUCUCUGCACACAGGGCCCCGCCCAUUCUCAACAUGGAGUCACACGUGUCCAGUUCUCCAGACACCGAAUCGCUGAGGUUAGAGGUGAAAUCAGAAAGUGAAGAGUCGGACACUGAGGAUAAUCAAUUGCCAGAAAAAAACGAAGGGGAUUCAGCAUCAGAGGCCGAUCUCGAAGAGGAGGAACCAGAGAUACUGAAGAUAAAAAUAAAGGAGGAAGAACCUGAUUACGAAUAUGAUUCGAACCCGAUGGAAAGCUCAGCGGGUGCGUUUAAUGACUGGGACACGAGCUGGAAUGGAGAAGAGACGUGGGAGUCUGACACAACCAGGCCGUGGACAAGACGCCGUGGCUCACAUGCAGCAGAAUCCAGUGAUCCAGACAAGGAGCCGUUACCUGGGGAUGGAGCUUUAAUGAGGAAGGUGCAGCUCGGAGCAGAUGAGGAUUCAGCAGUAAGCACAAAAUCAUCGGGUUUUAUAUGCGAUAAGUGUGGGAAGUGUUUCUCUACUAAGCGCUACCUGCAUUUACACGAUAGGCUGCACACAGGCGAGAAUCCAUUUAAAUGUACAGAAUGUGGCAAGUGUUUCUCAUGUAAGAAUAGCCUCCUCAUACACAAUAGGAUUCACACCGGGGAGAAACCCUUCUCGUGCACAGAAUGCGGCAAGAGUUUCUCCCGUAAGAGUUACCUUCGCAUUCACCAUAGAAUUCACACAGGGGAGAACCCCUUUACGUGUACAGAGUGUGGGAAAAGCUUCACCAAUAACACCAGCCUCCACGCGCACCUCCGAAUUCACACAGGGGUAAAACCAUUCACCUGCUCCGAAUGCGGGAAGUUGUUUUCCGACCUGAGCACUCUCCGCAGGCAUGAGAAUAUUCACAAGGCAGAGAAACCUUUCUCUUGUUCUGAGUGUGGGAAGUGUUUCACAUUGAAGGACACCCUUCGUAGACACGAGAAAAUACACACAGGGGAGAACCCCUUUACAUGUACAGAGUGUGGGAAAAGCUUCCGGCAAAAGAGCCACCUCCGUAGGCAUCAGACCACCCACACAGGGGCAAAACCGUUCACCUGUAAUGAGUGUGGCAAGUGUUUCACGGUGAAGGAUACACUACAUAGACAUCAGAAAAUCCACAUGAGAGAAACCUUUCACAUGUACCGAAUGUGGGAAACGUUUCUGUCCUAAGAGCAGCCCUUGAGAACGUUCACACGGGGGCACACCUUCCACCCAGAUAGAAAGUAACAAACUCUAUGGUGAAAGGGCCGCCAUGACCAGAAACCUUUUUUUGUCCACACACCGUGAGAAAGGUUUCAGCUAAACCAGCUUACUGUAUGGCCAUUCAAACAAAACGAGAUAUUUUAGAACGUUUUUAGAUUGUAGGACAAGCAGUCUCGAUGGGAUGAACCUGUUACAGGACAGACACAUAUUUAUUGUAAGUGUGUAGCUGCAGGUGACUACCAGAGUAAAAGACUCCGUGGCAUUUCAGCCUGACCAUUGUAUGUUUCAAUCCUCCGCAUGGGCUGAUAUUAGUGCGGCUGAUUGGGAGCGGUGCAUCUGCUGCAACUGUCAGUGCAAAGACCUAAUAGGUCACUGCUCCAAAACCCAUUCAGCCAUGUCCCUCACCACCCAUGCGAGAAACUGGCCACCCCUGCGAAAAACUGGCCACUCCUGCGAGAAACUGGCCACCUUCCUGGUGCCUCAACGAUCCUCCUGCUUGCCCUAGUGAUGGUGGCACGUCCCUAAGCAUGAUGGGAUAUUAAUGGAGGGACUGCAUUUGCCUUCAGCCGUCCCUAUCCUCAAGCUUUUCCUUUUAUUAUGGUAGUUAACUGUGAGUAUGAAUGUACCAAUACGUUUUGUAAUGAUGUGUAUGGCGUACGCUGUGACUCAUGAACUGAACCAGAAAUAUGAAGUUACAGCUUUUUCAAUGUAAUAUUUAGCUUCUAAGUUGAUUCCGAGUAUCUCGAUUGCUGGAGAGGGGUGAAUACGACUCCCCCAGGACAUCAAAAUGGAUUAUUUCCUGGAUCAACUCCCUACGUUAUGUAUUAGUAGCUGUAACGCUUUAUGAUUUAUACGAUAAAGGAGCCCUUACCCUCUGUACUGUAUGUGCUGCUGCUUCUCAUCAUCUCCACUCUUUUCCCCCUAACCCAAAGUGCCAUUUAGGAGAUGCUUUUAAGCCAUUAGAGCAUUUUUGGUUUGGGAGCUCUUUAUUUAAAGGGGAUGUAAAGUCUUUCCCCCAAAGUUCCGAUUCAGAUAGGACACCUUCAAAGCAGCCACUGUAAUCCUCAAGAGCCGUGUUGCUUUCCAGAGGAUGGGAACGACUGCGGCAAAAAUAAACCAGCACUUCUAUCAUUUUACAUAAUGGCAAAGUGCCUUUUUUUUUUUUUAUCAAAAUCUGCAGAUUUUUGGGAAAGACAUUGCAUCCUCUUUAAUGUGAACAUAUCUGUUUAAGCAUGAACUGCCUGGCUCUGUAUAAACUGUCUGUAACCCGCAUUGACGCUCUCCUUUGUUUGGACUGCUGUAUAGUUCCGCAAUGUCCUGUGUGUGAGUUGUUGCCCCACGGGACAUGGUAUAUUGUAGGUGAGGCCUCACGAGUGUUACACUACCCCCUUAUUAUUUAUUAUUCCUGUCUGGUAACGUCUCCUUAAUGCUUCCCCUCAAUGAGUAUCAGUUGCAUGCAGAUCUCUCUCCCCAUGAAACGCGUAACCUUGUAUUUAUCUAUGUCGACUCUCCGCCACUCGGAACUAGAGCUGCCUCUCUGCCCGGCCUCGAUUCAUGACGUACGGAAAUAGAUGAGGCCCCUCAAGUGGUGCUUUUAAAUGUGCGAUGCCUUUCUCUCUUAUAUUCAUGUUUGCUACUUUCCCAUGUGUAAAUAAACCAGUAAGGUAUUUGUCACUCUUA
This is a messenger RNA of Xenopus laevis (African clawed frog), 5428 nucleotides long. RefSeq names its product zinc finger protein 850-like. The coding region runs from base 14 to 3715 and encodes 1233 amino acids. The record is from RefSeq and is a predicted model, not a curated record. The transcript has 11 exons. Lineage: Eukaryota; Metazoa; Chordata; Amphibia; Anura; Pipidae.